AUGGCGUCGUCAAUCGGGGUGCCGAGGCACGAGAUGCUGUCUUUGAUACGCGAGGUGCAGAGCAACCAACUGUUCAACCGUCAACUGUCGUCGAUCUGCCAAGUCAACGGUCUCAAGAGCACCGGCGUCAAGGCAGAUUUACAAAGACGCAUCAUUACCCGUGAGCCCUCGCCGCCAGCUAUUAUCCAAGAAUCAUCGGUCGACCCUUCUCGCUUUGCCCAGGUGAAACAGAGCUCUCGAGCUACCUCGUCCGCCGCUCCUAAUGUGCACUUCUCGCUUCCGAUGCCCUACGGCAAUGGUGGUUCUGGCAUGGUGCAAGGAUUUGGGGCACCGCGCAACAAUAUCUUGACGACUCCCGCUCUCGCGUUCAAGUCUAGCCCAUUUUACCUGGAAAAGACUAUCAUCGGCGAGGUUCGGAUAUGUGAAGCUAUGGCCCAACAUCGAAAUACGAUAACGGUUCACAUGAGUGUAAAUAACCAUCCUGCGCUGCAGCAAUGCCUCGCCGAUACUUCGUACAGAGUUUUACUCUUUUGUGCGGGAGAGGCAAUCGGGACACAGGAUAUCGCAUUUCCUCACCAAUCCGAGAUUAGGGUGAACGGAAGUGAGGUCAAGGCGAACCUGCGCGGGUUAAAGAACAAACCGGGGUCUACUAGACCGGUUGACAUAACUCAUGCGCUGAGGCUGAAGCCGCCUAAUUAUCUAAACACAAUAGAUUUCACAUACGCGUUAACGACAAAGAAAUUCUAUUUAAUAGCAAACCUUUGUCAAGUAUACACUGUUGCGGAAUUGGCGAAGGGCAUCUCCACGAGAAGGCGCAUCCCGAAAGAUUCCGUGAUUGCCGAGCUAAACCAAAAGGCUCAGGAUCCUGACGUUGUAGCGACGUCGUCAGUCUUGUCACUGAAAUGUCCGCUAUCGUACAUGAGGCUAGAUGUGCCUUGUCGUGGCAUGAGCUGUUCUCACAUUCAGUGCUUUGAUGCGACAUCAUACUUACAGCUCCAAGAGCAAGGCCCGCAAUGGCUCUGUCCGAUAUGCAACAAAUCAACACCGUAUGACCAACUAGCUGUUGACGAGUAUGUCCAGGAUAUCCUAGACAAUACACCCAAAGCUUUGGAGGGUGUUACUAUUGAGCCUAACGGGCGAUGGCUCCUCAAAGCUGAAGAGCCAGAGAGCAAUAAUUUUCCAUCCGAAGAGUUUUUUUACGACGAUGACGACGACGCUAUUGAGAUAUCAGAAAUCAACACCAUUCCCGCUCGGCCCGCAGAUAAGCUGCCCACUCCCAACACUCCAUCUCGGCAGAACGGAGGAGGCAUGAAGCGACCUGCGCCAACAGUCAUUGACCUGACGCUAUCGUCGGAUGAUGAGGAUGAUGCACCAAUCGAGCGACCAUUUAAACGACAGAGCACGGUGGCGAAUGGCUACCAUGGACCAAGCAGCUUGGCUUUCCCAAGCCUUGGGUCGCCAGAGCUUCCGCACCUUUAA
Molecule: messenger RNA, 1479 nt
Organism: Cordyceps militaris CM01
Lineage: Eukaryota; Fungi; Ascomycota; Sordariomycetes; Hypocreales; Cordycipitaceae
Product: Zinc finger domain-containing protein, MIZ-type
Exons: 7
Coding region: 1-1479 (492 amino acids)
Biological process (GO): protein sumoylation
Molecular function (GO): SUMO ligase activity; zinc ion binding
Source: RefSeq, a predicted model, not a curated record